Lagopus leucura (white-tailed ptarmigan) is the source of this 8603-nucleotide messenger RNA. It is a transcript of the gene EPB41L1, whose product is annotated as erythrocyte membrane protein band 4.1 like 1. Gene Ontology annotation, cellular component: cytoskeleton; plasma membrane. NCBI's taxonomy places the organism in Eukaryota, Metazoa, Chordata, Aves, Galliformes, Phasianidae. The record is from RefSeq and is a predicted model, not a curated record. The coding region runs from base 157 to 5547 and encodes 1796 amino acids. Gene Ontology annotation, biological process: cortical actin cytoskeleton organization. The transcript is spliced from 25 exons. Gene Ontology annotation, molecular function: actin binding; structural molecule activity.
GCACGGCGGGCUGGCGGCUGGCGGUGGUCGCUGCGGUGCGGGGCCGCGCCCCGGAGGAAGUCGGUGGCGGAACGGGCCCAGAUUCUGAAUUGUGCCUGAGCAGAGCGCUGAGAUCAGCCCCUGGAAGCAGUUGUUGGGGCAGAGUGACCAGCAGCCAUGACGACAGAGACGGGCCCUGAUUCAGAAGUGAAGAACGUGCAGGAGGAGGCCCCGCAGCAGCAGCUGGAGGCAGCCACACACGGCCCUGCUGCCACAGCUGCUGGCAUUGCCAGCCGGGACACCGAGGCCAGUGAGAAGCCUGGAGCACAACCUGACAGCCGGAAUACAGAGCCGGGCACAGACAUGGAGGAGAAAGACUACAGUGAGACAGAUGGGCUAUCUGACAAAACAACGCCUAGCAAGACCCAGAAGUCACCCCAGAAAAUCAACAAGAAAGUCAAAAGUGCUCUCUGCAGAGUGACCCUGCUCGAUGCCUCUGAGUAUGAGUGUGAAGUGGAGAAGCAUGCCCGAGGCCAGGUUCUCUUUGACAUGGUAUGUGAGCACCUCAACCUCCUGGAGAAGGACUACUUUGGCCUCACCUUCUGCGACUCCGACAGCCAGAAGAACUGGCUGGACCCCUCCAAGGAGAUCAAGAAGCAGAUCCGCAGUGGGCCCUGGAACUUUGCCUUCACUGUGAAGUUUUACCCUCCUGACCCUGCUCAGCUCACGGAGGACAUCACAAGAUACUACUUGUGCCUGCAGCUGCGUGCAGAUAUCAUCACGGGGCGACUGCCCUGCUCCUUCGUUACGCAUGCCCUGCUGGGCUCCUAUGCUGUGCAGGCCGAACUGGGUGACUAUGAUGCUGAGGAACAUGUAGGCAACUAUGUCAGUGAGCUCCGCUUUGCUCCCAACCAGACACGGGAGCUGGAGGAGCGCAUCAUGGAGCUGCACAAGACCUACCGGGGCAUGACCCCUGGGGAAGCAGAGAUCCACUUCCUUGAGAAUGCCAAGAAGCUCUCCAUGUAUGGGGUGGACCUGCACCAUGCCAAGGACUCAGAGGGUAUUGACAUCAUGCUGGGAGUCUGUGCCAAUGGCCUCCUCAUCUACAGGGACCGAUUGAGGAUCAACCGUUUUGCCUGGCCCAAGAUCCUCAAAAUUUCCUACAAGAGGAGUAAUUUCUACAUCAAAAUCCGCCCUGGUGAGUAUGAGCAGUUUGAGAGCACCAUUGGCUUCAAGCUGCCUAAUCACCGUUCCGCCAAGCGUCUCUGGAAGGUCUGCAUAGAGCAUCACACCUUCUUCAGGCUGGUAUCUCCAGAGCCGCCCCCGAAGGGCUUCUUGGUGAUGGGCUCUAAGUUCCGCUACAGCGGGCGGACGCAGGCACAGACACGGCAGGCCAGCGCCCUCAUUGACCGCCCAGCGCCCUUCUUCGAGCGUUCCUCCAGCAAACGGUACACCAUGUCUCGCAGCCUUGAUGGAGAGUUCUCACGCCCAGCCUCUGUCAGUGAGAACCACGAUGCUGGAGCAGAGGGUGAAAAACAGGAGGAGGAUGGUGAGUUUGGCAGUGGGAGACGAUCUGAGACAGAGGAUGAGGAGGUGACUACCCCGACGAAGAUCAAGGAGCUGAAGCCGGAGCACGAAACAACCCCCAGGCACAAGCAGGAGUUUUUAGACAAACCAGAAGAUGUUUUGCUAAAGCAUCAGGCCAGCAUCAAUGAGCUGAAACGGACCCUGAAGGAGCCCAACAGCAAGCUGGUUCACAGGGACCGGGACAGGAGGCUGCCUUCCUCACCAGCCUCUUCCUCACCCAAGCAUGAGGAGGAGACACCGAAGGGAACCCCAGAAAAGGCCAGCGAGGGCUCGGAGCAUUGGGUAUUUAUAGAGAGAGAAACCACUAGGCUGGAAGAGGUAGCUCUAAAGAAAGCUCUGAGAAUCAAGAAAGAAGAAGGACGUGCAGGUACUUCAGAGGUGAAAAGGAGUGUGAGCAUGUCGAAAGUGGAGAUGGAAGUAGGGAAAGCCAAGGAAGUGGCAGGCCAGGAAGAACCAGCAGAUGCACAUCUGGAUACCUGGAAGAGAGCAAAAAUGAUUGCCAGUCCUGAAGAUUUUGAGUCUGUCUGGGAGGAUGAGACCUGUGAGAAGGAAACCGGGGAGGAGCCCAGCACUGAGGCAAAGUGCUUGACAUGUGAGAGAGCAGAGGAGGAGUCCAAAGAGAGGGUUGAAGGGGUAACCAGGAGUGAACUGGGUCUGUCCAGGCCACAUCAGAAGCAUGAAGAGAGACAAAGGGCUGAGGCUUUGGGGCUAGGCCCUGUCCAUGGUGAAAGCAAGAUGGGCUCUCAGGAGCACGUUUCUGCAGCCUUCAGGAAGCAGGAUGCCAGAGCACCAACUGCAAUCACAGAGGUCAUUAAAAUUAAAGUGAAAUCCGGUGACGACAACACAGAGACUUCUGCUACACAGAGGAUCAUCUAUUUAGGAGAUCUGGAGGCAGAGGAGGACAAUAAAACACAUCUGCUCACAGAGGCAGGAGGACAGCUUGGCUCAGCAGUGAAGCAAGAAACCAUGGUGAAUAGGGCAGGGGAAGGACCAAGGCCCAUGGCAUGUCCGGGAGAAAGGUCCCAGUGCAAUUCCUCAGCGUACACACAGCAGGAAGCAGUGUCAGGAAAACCUUCUGUAGCGCCAGACCAGCCUGAGACAGACUGUGAUGAGACAAGCCCUGCAAGACAGCCAAGACAGCCUCCCUCGGAGCAGGAGGAAGGUUUUACAGUGCAACAAGAGCAAGCAUCAGUGAGUCUGACCAGCUGCAAAACACUGGAGGGAGAUGACACCAUGUUAUUUUCCCAAGAGGUGGGGUCAGAUGAGAAGGAUCUGCAAAGGUCAGUAAGAGGAUUGAAGCCAUGCACUCUCAAGAGGGCUGAGGACCCCAGACAAAGCCCAGGACAGAAUCCAAUUGCAGGAGAGCAGUGGGGCUUGGAUGUCUCCACAGAAGAGUGGGGGCUCUCAGAAAGAAGCCUACCUGAUGGGGAGGAGGAGAAAAGCUCCACAAUGGUUCUACAGAUGGAAGAGAUAGAGACAAAAUUAUCCCCAUCAGCUGUGCCUCAGCAGAGCUCCCCUCAUGCCACUGUGGGGCCGGAGGAGAAUGAACCCAGCAUUCCCACCCCUGGCACUCCUCCUCAGCAAAUGAGCCCUGCAGAGCCCGCCCAGGAAAUGAAACCCGAGGGCAAAGACCUGUCCCAGAGUGCCAGCCUUGUAAGAGAUGUGGGCACACCUGAGGAUAUGAACCCCUCAACAGAGGUGGCAUGCAAGGAGGCAAGCCCUGCAGUAGGUAAAGAAGCACUUGAGGACACGAGCCCUGUAACAGAGGUGGUAAUACCCAGUGAUGUGAGUCCUGAAUCUAUAGAAAAAAAACACGACAUGCACUUUGCUACAAGGAAAACAUACCAAGAUGCAAAUCCUAUUGCAAGAGGACCACACCAUAGCAAAGGCAGUGCAGUGGAGACAAUCCUGCUCAGAGAUCCCACCACAGGGGAAGUGGUCCAGAACUCAGAUCAUUCUGCUGCAAAGGGAACCCUGAGAGCUACAGAAGAGGCGCUCCAGGAGGAACAGCUUGUGAUGAAAGGGCUCUCCCAGAACAUAGGGCCCAAAUUGGGAAAGCUGAUGGGAGGGGAAGGCACGGAACAGCUGCUUCCCAAGGCAGAAGAUCGAGAACAAAAGGCUGAGAUCAUAAUAGAAUACCUGCCCCAAAAGGGUCCUAAGUCUGGAGGGCUACUCCCUGCAGAUACCAAAGCACAAGAGCCAGCCUGUGACUUGGAGUUUAAUGCAGGACAAGCUCUGCAAGGCAGGAGCUCUAUGGCAGGAGAAACUGCUAGAGACCUUGCUCUGGAGCAGCCACUGCAGUCUCCAGGAGAUGCUGAUGUCUUGCAUUCCCACUCUCCUAUAACAGGUUUGUGUCAAGGCAACAAGUUGUACCAGCUCUCAACCUUUAUGUAUGAAGAUGGGGAAGAGGUGCAAGUGAGCAGUGGAAUACAGAAGAGAGAGUCUGGACCACUGAUGUGUAUUGCUGCAACUGAAGCUGUGUGCCAGGAGCACAGAGGUGUCACUGAAGCCCCACUCCUGAGUAGCUGGCAGGACAGUGAGAGCUACGAGAAAACCUCAGUGGCAUCUAAGAUUAAGAUGUUUGAGCAAAGUGAAGCUGAACAAAGGACAGCCCAGGAAGGACAAGAGCGAGCACCUGAGACUGAGACACCAGCAAAAACAAAGGGAAAGAUUAAUCUGUCACAGGACACAGUUUUGAACACAGUCCCCAUCUCACCUCCAGUGAUGGCAGAUGCUCCAGUGGGAUCCAUGUCCAGUGUGGACUCCUUUGCCUUCAGGCAAGGAGCUGGUCCAGGAGGCUCCUCCCAGCUCCUGUCUCUGAAGGAAGAUGUUUCUGUUGAUCUGGAGCAUGAAGGAGAAGGCAGUGCUGACCUGGCUUCCUCUGACUCCGGCUGUGAACUCACACUGGCAGAAGCCGUGAGCAAAUCUCAGGAACCAAGUGGGGAAGAAAAGGAUUUAUCUGACCCGUCAUUAAAAUCCACCCUGAAAGAAGAGAAUUUAAAGACUGCUGUUCCAGUGGUCUUAAAGAGAGCAGGCUUAAGGGAGGGCACUGAGGAGAAAGCUAAGCCACCUCGGCACAGGGCUCCCGAGAGCGACACUGGCGAUGAGGAACAGGACCAGGAGAAGGACUCAGUGUUUCUGAAGGACAACCACCUGGCCAUCGAGCGCAAGUGCUCCAGCAUCACGGUCAGUUCAACCUCCAGCUUGGAAGCAGAGGUGGACUUCACAGUGAUCGGUGACUUCCAUGGGACUGCCUUUGAGGACAUCUCCCGGAGCCUGCCUGAGCUAGAUAAAGACAAGAGUGAGAUGGAAGAUGAAGGCCUGGUUUCCUUCCAGCACACUGACAAAGUAGUUCCUGGAUUGGAAGAGGAUGGCAAAGCCAGGGAGAAGGUUGCCCAGCCCAGCCCAGCCAUCUCCCAGCUAGAGUCACCAGCCCCAAAAACAGAUGCUUUAACAGUCAGCCUGGGGCCAGACACAAAGAAGACCGAAGAUGCCUCCGCUGCCCACCAGAUCAGCACCCCAGAAGCAGCCCAGGUGGAAGGAGGCAUGCCUGGCAGCGGAGAUGUAUCAGCCUCUGUUCGUGCUGUCACCACAGAGACCACACCAACAACCUCAGAUAAUGCCACCAAGCCUGGGAAAGGGGCUGGUCCUACGUCAGAGCUUUGCUCCGUGUCACCGAUCAGCAGCAGCUCUGCUGGGAAGGAAGUGCUCACCAGCAUAUUCAGUGCCACUGCAGAAACCCUCUCCACUUCUACCACUACCCAUGUUACCAAGACUGUGAAAGGAGGAUUUUCAGAGACCAGGAUAGAGAAGCGCAUAAUUAUCACGGGAGACGAAGAUGUGGACCAGGACCAGGCACUGGCUUUAGCAAUCAAAGAGGCAAAACUACAGCAUCCUGACAUGCUGGUAACCAAAGCUGUGGUAUACAGAGAAACAGAACCUUUUCCAGAGGAAAGGGACAAGAAACCUCAGGAAUCCUGACCAACAUGUUCAUGAAGUCAGCAUCAGUAUUUGGACCCGGAGGACAGUGAAGAAGGAGCCUUCAUGCUGGAUUUGUCAGCAAAACAUAGACAUCCUGGCUGUAAUGUUCAUGGCUAGAGACAAAAAGUUUUUAAAAAAGGAAUAGCAAAUAUAUAUAUAUAUACAUACGUACAUAUAUAUAUAUAUAUAAAAACAGGAAACAAAACGCAUCCUUGCACUGCUGCUAUAUGCUGGAAAUGAAUAGCAAGCAACACACCAACAAAAAAAACAACCCUCUUUGCAGAAAAAAAAUUGAAGAAUUUACUGGAUUGGUGAUAAAAUAAGAUUUAAAAAUCAUAAUAACAACAAUAAUACAAUAAGCCACCAUCUUGCAUGUUACAUUAAAGGAUACACAAUCAUGAGUUCAUUUGUUGCACAUUGAAUGAAACAAAAACUGCUUUGCAACAAAGCAAGAAAUAAGCAAACUGAAAUCAGACAAACACAAGCAGAAGCAAAACCAUUCCCCACUCUGGAAAGAAGAGAGAAAAACAUUGAGUUUAUUACUUUAGAGUUAUUUUCCAAUUUGGAAGUGUGGUUUCACCCUUCUCCUCGUUCCAUGCUGGUUCUUUUGCAUCUUUUGUGGUUCUGUUAACUCUUCCCCGUCUGUUCCUUAUCUUCUUCUCUGUGCACUUGUCUAACCUCUUGUUCUCUGAAGGUAUUUAAGGAUGGAGUUCAAUUCAAACAGAGCAAAUGACAUGUAUAUGGUUUUUCAUUUAUAAAAAUGCAGCCUGUAGGGGUUUCAUAUGGAUGUGCAUUUAAGUUAUGUAUAUUAUUAUAUAUAACAAGGGGGAGGGGGGAGGGGAAGAAUACUGAAAUAAUCAACAGUGCUGGUAAAUAUGAUGACAUUUUUAAAUUAUUAACUAUUUGACUGUGGUUGUUGUACUUCGAGGCUCUUAGAUCACAGUGGGACUCCUUGUCCUGCAAGAAGAGAACGGGGAAGGUAUCAGCCACUGCUGUUUGGAGGGAGAAGGGGAGGGGGAGAGGUGGGAGCCAUCCUGUUGACUGAUCCACGUGGCAGCAAGAGCUCUGGGUUUGCUGUUUGGUAUGGGUUGUUUGGAAGUGGUGAGUUGGAAGGGCGCAGAAAGAGGCUCAUGCUGCUCCUGCAGCCCUGGGUAGGGUCAUCUCCCUGGCCACCAACCAAAAGCAUCAGAAUCAGCUGGAAACAAGGUGACAGCUGCAGGGUUCAUUGCUCCUGUCCGGCUCACUGAGCUGUGAUGAUAGUUGGGUUGUUUUGGAUUGUUUCCAGUAAUGGAGUUACUCGAGUUUUUUGAAGGGUUGAAGGCAGAGCAGUUGUUUGACCCCAUUCCUGCUGCCCUGGGUGUGAUGGAAGGGCUGCCUGAGGCACGGCGGGUUGGUGAUGGUGCUGGAGGACGAUGGCAGCUCUUCCCCAGCCUUGCCUCCAGGUGCUGCCCAAAGGCAUAGAGUGAGGAGGUCGCAUCAAUGAAGAGCAUCCCAAGUGUACAAGGCUGGGCGGCAGAGCCCAGGCCCUGCACGUAAGGAGGCACUUGUCAAGGUGGUGUCAGUGAUGCUGCCUGCCCCACAGCCUGACAGCUUGGCCUUUGGAGACAGGCCUCCUCAGUGGCUGCCUUUGGAAGGGGAUAGCAAGGCUAAGCCCAGGGCCUUGCACACUGUGAACCAGGUGGUUAGGGUAGACUUGGAACCAAAACCAGAAAGGAAAGGAAAUAAACAGGUUUCUUUUUUUUUUUUUUUUAUUUUAAUUUCUAUCUCCUGAAGAAACAAAAGGGGCCGCAAUUCUGCACCAUUCUGCCUUUAGUCUCCCACCCUUCACACAGACUGUGCCCAGAGACAGGUGUGGUUAACAAGUCCUGCCAUGGAUUUGAGGAUGACAGUGAAAAGGAAGAGCCUGAGCCAUUAGGGUGCUGUGGGCAGACCACACUCAGGUCUUCUGGUCUCUGGCAGCCUUGGUUUACCAGCUGCUUGUCAUGAUGUCCCCACGAAAUCUGUUCUCCUUCAGGUUUAUCAGUUUCCCCUGCAAGCAUGGAAGACCUGAGCACAAGCUGCUUGCGCAGGGGACAACUGCUGGCUGAUGCCAGUACUGUCACUUUCCUGAAGAGGUCGGUGGUGGUGGCAGCUCUCCCUCAGCUUCUGUUCGAGUGUGGUCACCUGCUUGUGACCUGCUGCUUUUAGAGAUGAGACCCCCAAGCCAGAAAGAGUGAAGGCAGUUGCAAAGAGGCUGCUUUUCUCUUUGCUUUUUAAAUGCACCCAAGCCAGCUGUCAGUAGCAGCUGCACUUUCAGAGACACCGGGUGGCAGAGGACCUGCUCUCAGUGUCUGUACAGGGCAUCCAGCCCUUCUCGCCUAUUAGCAAUGGCCCGCACACUGCGCUUGUUGUUCUUUGGCAUACCAUGGCUCAUACUCAGAGGAGCUCACAUGGCCUUCAUACCCCUUACAGCCACCCGCUGCUACUCUGAAGCUAAGAUACCUGCUUUUGGCAUCACCUUUUUGGCACAGUUAUCAAAGGUUACUGCUCAAACUAGUGGCCUUAUACAGUUAGAGCUGACUUGACUACUCUAGAGUGGACUCAGAUGAGUUAUGUUUGGAGUGAGUGGAUCCCAUUCUGUGGUUUCUGCAGCUUCUUUAAGGGUGACGAUGUUUAAAAACUAAAUUAGAAAAAAGCACCAACAAACAAAUAGGAUGAAACCAAACUGCUGAGCUGGGGCAGCUCAGCACCGCAUGUUUUCUUCCAGAGGCCUUUCUGCUGAAAGCGGCGGGAGACAUGAGUGCCUGUUUUUACCCAAUCCCACAAAUUUAUUCCAAACCUGGCCUGCAAUUGCAUGAGUAAUAAUAACAGUAACAAUAACAGCAAUGUUUAUAUUUGAAAAGCACCUUACCAGCCAACUGCAGUGCUCUGUUGUUCCUUCACUAAUUCCCCUUUUCCCUUUUUCUUCUUCUCCCCCCUCCAGUCAUGCUCCUUUUCAGUGCUCGGUGGUGUAUGCGUGUGUGCUCACUGUUCUUGUAUUCAAUAAAAGUGAAAUAAAUGUGUUUGAGGCUAAACUA